AUGACUGACUGCCAAGAGAUUGUGAACGUGCACUGCCGGGUCCUGAGCCUCACCGCGCAUCUGAAGAAGAAAUGCCAGUGCAGGCCAGAAGAUUGCAUUGAUCUUCUAGAUGAAUCAGGGACCCUGAUGAACCUGAGCGAAGUGGAAAGUCCUGCAUCUGAGCUGGCCAGUAAAUAUCUACAGGAGAGACAGUGCUACAUCCUCAUCAGAGUCAUUCGAGGAGAAGGCUCAGAAUCAACUUACUACGAAUCUCUACUGGAGAACCUGGGAAAACACCACCCUGAGCUGGCAGAGCGGCUGCAGAAGUUAUCAGCACACCCUCAGCUGAAGGACAACACAAGGAGGAGUUCCAUGCAGAGAAAGUGUCGCCCACUUAAGGAACCACUCCUGGGCUCCCCAGCCAAAGUCAGAAGCACACAGCAGAGUAAGAAAGGCUCUGCUCUCUCCAGCAGGCCCACCUAGGUAGGGUAUCAUCCCUUGCGGGAAACAAGGCCUCCAGCAGUUUGGAAGCAUCUUCCAGAGACCCCACACAGGGUCAAAGACAGCCAGCCAGGUGUAGUCAAACUGUAGGGCAGGAUGCAAAAGGUCACUGCUUUAUAAGCAGCACACUGCAUCCUCCUCACAGCCAGACUGAGCCAUAAUCAGAGACCCCCCUGGAACCUUUUUAAAUGGAAGGCUAGUUAGGCUCAUGCCACCCUCUGAAAGAGUUUAGACCUAUCAGGGGUAACAGACUAUUGUAGUAUAGACUUACUUUUGGUACUAGUGCCUGCCACACAGAGCAGGUCUCUUCUGCAAGAAGAUGCCCCAUCUAUAGUUAGUCAGUCACAACCCAACCCAAGUUAGUUAGUUCCCAAUGAAGUGUACAAUGGGAACACCUUCUAACAACCCCUACUAGAACUAGGGGAACUUUGUGAUGCAUCAGUGUUCUCACGCCUACUUGCUGCAAGCCCUUUCUCCUGCACUGUAAAUUCAUCUCCCCUCCUCACGCUAAGGGCAACUGGGACAUUUAAAAAACUAUUGACAUUAGUGAGAGAUAAAUGUGUAUUACUUUAUUCCUGUUCCCACCACCCUAGGUAUGGGAGAGCAAAGUGGAGUGUAUUCUGUCUGCUUCAUCAAAAGCAUUAUUUACAUUCCAAUGAGAGGCUCUUUAUGCCUGAUCAUGCAUAAUCCAAGAAAAAAAAAAAAAAAAAACAACAUUCAGCUUGACUUUCAAUUGUAGGUUGAGUUUGUAGGGCUGGCUAUCAAAGAGAAAAUAUAGUCUUGGAGACUGAGCAAGUCUGAUAUGGAAUCUUUGCAAGGCAGCCAGCCAGGAAUCUCCGUGUCUUUCACAGUAACUGCUCUGGAAGUGGCCUUUCUGAAAGCUCAGUUCCAAUGUCUCCUGCCUCAAUCCGAACAGGUUCUCGUUGUACAGUUGGUUUUUUUGACUGAUAAGGGAAAAUGGCUCCUGGAGGAAUAUUUUAUGAACCAGACUAGAAUGUAAUUCAUAAAAUACUGAAUACAUAGAAUAAAAACAGUAGUUUAAA
This is a messenger RNA of Chrysemys picta bellii (western painted turtle), 1523 nucleotides long. Lineage: Eukaryota; Metazoa; Chordata; Testudines; Emydidae. The record is from RefSeq and is a predicted model, not a curated record.